This is a messenger RNA of Sinocyclocheilus anshuiensis, 3253 nucleotides long. Its product is annotated as matrix metalloproteinase-15-like. Gene Ontology annotation, molecular function: zinc ion binding; metalloendopeptidase activity. Bases 687 to 2663 code for a protein of 658 amino acids. Lineage: Eukaryota; Metazoa; Chordata; Actinopteri; Cypriniformes; Cyprinidae. The transcript has 10 exons. The record is from RefSeq and is a predicted model, not a curated record. Gene Ontology annotation, biological process: extracellular matrix organization; proteolysis; collagen catabolic process. Gene Ontology annotation, cellular component: extracellular matrix.
UGCACACACGAGGAGCGUCACAACAAGCACCCGGCGACCUGGAACCCGCCCAAGAAAACCGAGAGAAAACGUGGAUUUUAUCGAGAAAAACUAUCGUAUUAAAUCUUUACAAGCAGGGCGGUGAUCCAAGACAGGUGUCGGAGCGUGUCGCAGUCAUCUGAUAAUAAUUUGUGCGCUCUUGUAUUGUGGUUACAGCGCGACGACCGAGUUUCUGUCCCAAGAAACGCAAAUCUCUGUUGCAAUAACACUAGCCGUUAUUCACGCUUCGUUUACCGAGUCAUACCACAAGAGGAAAUUGCAGCGUAAGUUUGCACAGCUUCUGCUUUGAAGUAGGUUGUAGCUGUAAUUAAUUUAUAGGCACCACGUGAGUGGGAUGAAACGACCAUUAAGUGGGCACACCCGCUGGAUAUGAUACCUAACACACUCAGAAACUUCAGCCAGAGCAUCGAACCUCUUUGACUCCCGGUACAGCGCCUGGGACUGGCGUUAAAUCUCACUGAAUGACUGUAGCGCUGAAGAACCGCGCGCUUCUGCAGAAAGGACACACAACUACAGGAGACCCUGUCAGAAUGAUGUUGUUUUUAAUCUGAGUGCAUUGGACUUCUCGCGUUUUUAGUUGCAGACUGUUUGAUUUUAACCUCUUUGGUUACACUUCUGAAGAGUUUUAGCUGCUAGCACUGAUCCAGAUGAGAAUGAUGGCAGUGUUAUGGGAUGACCCGUUCACGUUGCUGUGGAGACGGACCGUAAUUUAUUCUCUUCUGGUGCUCUUGAUGAGUGGAGCGCGCACCUUUGGAGAUGAAACCUUUAAUGGAGAGUCAUGGCUGCGGCAGUACGGCUACCUCCCACAGGCCAGCAAGCAGAUGUCCACCAUGCGCUCGGCUCAAAUCCUGUCGAACGCCAUCAGCGACAUGCAGCGCUUUUACGGGCUGGAGAUCACUGGAGUGUUGGACCCCGUCUCCAUCGAGGCCAUGAAGAGACCACGCUGUGGCGUCCCAGACAAGUUUGGGGGUCAGAUCAAGACCAAUGUACGACGGAAACGUUAUGCACUCACUGGCCACAAGUGGGACAAGAACCACAUAACUUUCAGUAUUCAGAACUACACGCCUAAGAUCGGGGAGUAUAACUCAUAUGAGGCCAUCCGACGGGCCUUCAAAGUGUGGGAGAAAGUGACACCGCUGACAUUUGAUGAGAUCCCUUUCCAUGAGGUCAAAUACGGCCGUCGGAAGGAACCUGAUAUCAUGAUCUUCUUCGCAUCUGGUUUUCAUGGUGACAGUUCCCCGUUUGACGGAGAGGGGGGCUUUCUGGCACAUGCUUAUUUCCCUGGUCCAGGGAUGGGUGGAGAUACUCACUUUGACUCAGACGAGCCUUGGACCAUUGGUUCAGAAAACCUACAAGGCAAUGAUCUGUUCCUGGUUGCCGUACAUGAGCUGGGCCAUGCCCUUGGACUGGAACACUCCAAUAAUCCUUUGGCUAUUAUGGCUCCUUUCUACCAGUGGAUGGACACUGAAAACUUUGAGCUGCCUGAGGAUGAUCUACGUGGGGUUCAGCAGAUUUAUGGACCCCCUAGCAGUUCUCCGACUCAGGCUCUCCCCACUGUGACCCCCCGGCGACCAGCCCAUCCAGACCCCAGGGCACCCCAUCCUCCGAAGAACCCUCCCGGAGCGCCCCCUCGCCGGCCGGACAGGCCUCGCACUACCGAUCGCCCAGAUCACUAUGGCCCCAACAUCUGCGAGGGCAAUUUUGACACAGUCACUAUGCUCAGGGGAGAAAUGUUUGUUUUUAAGGGCCGCUGGUUCUGGAGAGUGAGGAGGAACAGAGUGCUGGAUAACUACCCAAUGCCUAUUGGACACUUCUGGAGGGGUCUGCCGGGAGACAUUGAUGCUGCAUAUGAAAGGCAUGAUGGACGAUUUGUGUUUUUCAAAGGGAGUCAGUAUUGGUUGUUCAGAGAAGCCAACCUGGAGCCCGGCUAUCCUCAAGAACUGAUGAACUAUGGUAGAGACAUCCCAUAUGACAAGAUAGAGAUGGCCAUCUGGUGGGAACCUUCUGGCUUCACUUACUUCUUCAAAGGAGACUGGUACUGGCGCUUUAAUGAGCACUCCAGAGCCGCAGAUCAGGACUACCCUAAGCCAAUCAGUGUGUGGGGCACUUCUGUGCCGUCUUCUCCCAAGGGGGCCUUCCUCAGCGAUGAUGGAGCUUAUACGUACUUCUACAAGGGUACAAAGUACUGGAAAUUUGACAACCACAGAAUGAAGAGCGAGCCAGGGUACCCAAAGUCCAUUCUUAGAGACUUCAUGGGCUGUAACGUGGACCUCAAUCCUGACAGAGACACUGAUGUGGAUCCGGGACGCAAGUGGCCUGACAGGCCACCCUUCAACCCAGACGCUGGCCAAGACAAAGACAAAGACAAGGAAAAGGACAAAGAGAGAGACAAGACCAAUGAUGUUGACUCUAAAGAGGAGACUGAAGAGAAAACGAAUGAGGUGGAUGUGGUUCUGAAGAUAGACGAGACAGAGCGUACCAUGAACAUCAUCAUGGUGACGGUACCCCUGGUCCUGGUGCUGUGCAUCUUGGGAUUGAUCUACGCAAUCAUUAACACACUACAGAGGAAAGGAGCACCCACGUAUUUAGUUCACUGCAGACGUUCACUGCAGGACUGGGUUUAACCUCUCAGAAUGACCCUCGAUCCCUGUUCUGCCCUUUCAUUUCACACGUCCAAAAACUUUGCGCACACAAAACACCACCAUAAACAUGCUUACAAACAUACACAUACAUACAGAUACUGACACACAUCAUGUUCAUCUUCACCCUUCUUUUCCUUUCUCAUGGUGCUCUCCUAACAUAUUGACUAGUCUAUUUAUAUCAGAAAGUUUGCACAUUGAUUUUUUUGUUCGGUUUUUCUUUUCAUAAUAUCUUAUUUUCUUUUAAAUCAGUUGUUUGUGGGUUUUUUCUUAAUUUGUAAUUUUAGGAUGUCACAAUUAGUCAUCUGCCAUUACAGCGUAAAUUAUGAACGGGAAGUCUUGCAGAGCAAAAAGAGAGGAAAAGGAAAGCGGAGAAAGGAAUAUCUCUCUUAGGAAUAUUUCUGCAUCCAUUCACCUUUUCUCAGGACUCUCAGCUGUGGUUUUCCAACUGGCCGGGCAAGUCGUAAUAUAUCAUCAUAAAGACUGUAAGGACUGUGGCCACUUGCAUCAUAACUUGUUGAUAUACAGUGGGGUUCAAACGUCUGAGACCACAUGGAAGUCUGGGAUUCAGAAUC